AUGAUCGAGGUUUUGUUCUCCUCGUCACGUGGGCCUGGUGGCGAUGGAAGCAACGUUCCGGUGCAGAGCGGUGGCAGCCGGACCAGCGGCACUGGCUGGACCAGUUUGGACCGUCAGGAGGGCUCCGUGAGCUUUGAGCUACCACCCGAGGCCUUCUUCCGAGCCGAGGCCAAGGCUGCACGAGACCUGGGCGUGCUGGCAGUCGCCAUCUUGCGCGCGCGCCGUGGCUACGCCUCGGUACUGGAGCUCUUUGCUGGGAGCGGCCUGCGGGCGGCCAGGUAUCUGGCGGAAGGCAGCUGCGACUUCAUUUGGGCCAACGAGGCCAACCAGGAUGUGCAUCAAGCGGUGGUGGUGAACCUCACGCGUGCGACGGGACGAACGGGACGGGUUGGCCGCUGUGAUGACCUGCUGCCGGAGUGGGCCGCCCCGGCCCGGUCCUGGCGACUGCAAGAGGGCCUUCCACUGCAUGGCUGUGAGGCAGGGGCGCACCCUGGCUGGAGGUCUUGCAGGCAGGCGGACAAAGACUCCGCGUCGGUGGCCGUUGGGUGGCGUGUGACGCACUGGGAGGCCAGAGCCUUGUUGGGCUAUUGCCGCGCCACGCAUCGACAAUUCGAUGUGGUUGAUGUGGAUGCCUUCGGGUGUUGGACUCACAUUGGUGAUGCGCUCGAAGCUGUACGGCCAGGUGGCCUCUUGUAUCUCACCGCCACGGGAUUGACCUCCUGGAAGCCUUCUCGCUCCUUUCGGGCCUUGGGCUGUUUGGGCCGCUGCCCACCGGCUGAGACCAUCCACGACCAGAUGUGCCGCGCACUGGUGUGGCACGUGGCACAGACGGCUGACCGGCUCAACCUCGUGGCGGAGACGAUGUUCACGCUCUACCGAGCCAGUGGAGACGUUUACCGUCUGAUGUUCCGGGUGACGCGACGCUACGGAGAGAGCUCGUUGCUUCCACAGUGCGUGGGCCUUUGCGCUUGCGGCAGCUUUGUAGGGCCAAUAGAAGCUGAGGCCUUGUUUGGUAGCUUGGCUGCGGCUUUUUCAGAAAACUUAAGCUGA
Durusdinium trenchii is the source of this 1050-nucleotide messenger RNA. The record is from the annotation of a GenBank genome assembly. NCBI's taxonomy places the organism in Eukaryota, Dinophyceae, Suessiales, Symbiodiniaceae.